This is a messenger RNA of Nematocida homosporus, 1458 nucleotides long. RefSeq lists its product as uncharacterized. Gene Ontology annotation, cellular component: cohesin complex; synaptonemal complex. The record is from RefSeq and is a predicted model, not a curated record. NCBI's taxonomy places the organism in Eukaryota, Fungi, Microsporidia. Gene Ontology annotation, molecular function: protein binding; chromatin binding. The transcript has a single exon. Gene Ontology annotation, biological process: mitotic sister chromatid cohesion; synaptonemal complex assembly; replication-born double-strand break repair via sister chromatid exchange. Bases 1 to 1458 code for a protein of 485 amino acids.
AUGUUCUAUGCCGUUGAAGUUCUAGCUAAAGGUGGUAAAUUAGCUGCUGCUUGGAUUGCAGCUCACUUUGACCGUAGACUUACUAAAAGUGAUCUGCAAAGUGUGAGUAUUGCUGAAACUGUUGAUGAUAUCCAAAAAGGCCGUGUGCCUGUUCUGGCCCUGAGAACGUCUAGCCAUAUUUUGCUGGGACUUUCUAAGAUCCUCUUCCGGAAGACCAAAAUCCUCUAUGAAGAGUGUCAUACCAUAGCUUCCCAUCUCUCUAAGACUGAAGUUUCUAAGUCUGCCACUCCCGUUUACAAAGAAGCCGAUCGGGCUAAAAUCACACAUGAAAUUCGGAUUGAUAAUUUCAUUGGAGGAUUCUAUCCUACUACUACCAAUCAUUCCAUUAAUGCUAACCAUUCGUUUGCUGCCAACCAUUCCUUCAGUGAUCUUGAGCUGCCCCGGACGUCUCAAGUAGCUAGGGCUUCGCUUGGUUUUACUAAUCUAGACUAUUCCUUCUCACUCAAUGAUAUUUCUCUGGAUACUGCUGUUACUUUCCAUCGUGAUGAACUGGAAUCUGACGUACAAAUAAUCAACCAGGGCAGCACUUCCCUCAACACACUUAACAAUCUUUCCUCUAUCUCACAAGGCCCGCCCGCUGAUAUGCACUCAGCUCAAAAUCUACCUGUUGACAAUUCAAUCCCACCAACUGAUCAGGCCAAUCUACCCAGUUCUAUUGUUGAUAAUCUCUCCAUUUCUAAUAACAGUCUCACCACCCACCCUAAUCCUAGCACUUUAAUUGAAGCCGAAGUCAGCACUCCUCUCAAAAGAAAGCAAGCCACUCCUGAGCUUAUCAAGAAACCCAAGCUAGACACUCAAAUAUCUAUUACCAACAAUAACCUCACUCUAGCCCAAAACAUUGCCAAAGCUUUCCAGCCAACUCAGCCUACCCAUCGGUUCGAUCUUCCCGUCCCCAAAGAAAUCCAAGAGUUCUUCUUCUACCCCGCACAAACUCAAACCCAAGCCUCGUCCCGACUUUCAAUUGAAAUCCCUCGGCGAACUUCCCUUUCCGCUAUUGAACCCAUUCCUCACCACCCCCACACUUCCUUUGAGAACUCACUUGAUCAGAUCAGCUUGCAAGCUAUCUCCCCCGAAGACUCUCUUCUCGUCCAGCCCAAUACUAACUCCAUUCAUCUCCAACCCGAGCUUCCUUCCAACCUCUCAGCCCACCCCGAGCCAGCCGAUCUCUCUUGCAACAACCUCUCCCAUACCACCACCCAGCCCAACCCCAACUUAACUCUUCCCAUCACUAGUUUGACCACCACCAUAUCCGAUCCCAACUCCCUCCCCCGAGACAAAGCUGAGGCAUUCUUCUCUCUUCUUUUCCAAAUCACCACCGGCACUUGCUCCGCUACGCAAUCCUCUCCCUACAGCUCAAUUAUCAUCACUCCAUCCAUGCCCAUUUCUGUGGCCUCCUAA